AUGGCAAUGAACUGUCUCUCCCUCCUCCUAGACAGGGGCGCUGCUGAAGGACAAUUUGGCUAUCACCAACAAUGCAGAGACUCCAAGCUAACUCAUCUAUGCUUCGCAAAUGAUCUCCUUAUCUUCUGUGAUGGAUCGCUGCAAUCGGUAACAAAUGUUUUGAGGAUCUUGGAGCAAUUUGCUGAGGUUUCGGGUCUAACGGUUAGCAUAUGCCUAACUGAACCUGAAAUCAACAACAUCUCAUCAACAACGGGGUUGGUUCAUGCCAUUCUACCGAUAAGAUAUCUAGGGGUGCCCCUGGUAACAAAAAAACUAUCCCUAGCAAACUGUGAACCCCUGAUUCAGCAAGUGAAAAAGAAAAUUUAUAGUUGGAGUGCAUGCUCUUUAUCCUUUGCUGGUCGAUUACUUCUCAUCAACACAGUUAUUGCAAGGAUCUCAAAUUUCUGGUGUUCCACCUUCACGAUCCCAAAGAAAUGCAUCAAAAUUAUAAACUCGUUAUGUGGAGCAUACCUGUGGAGAGGAACCACUGAGGGGCACCAUUCUGCUCGAGUAUCUUGGGAUACAGUCACUCUAUCGAAAGAGGAAGGAGGACUCGGGAUCAGAGACCUCAACUAUUGGAAUAAGGCAUGCACUCUCAAGCUGUUGUGGCUAUUCUUCUUCAGAUCAUGCUCUAUCUGGGUCGCUUGGUUCACUAAGACGAUCCUAAGCGACUGCAAAAGCAAUUUCUGGACUAUAAAGGAGAAGCAGAGCCAUUCCUUUGCAAUUAAGAAACUAUUGAGAGUGAGAGAUCUAGCUUACCCCUGGAUAAAGAUCAAGAUAGGCAACGGGCGUUCGGCAAGGUUAUGGACCAACAACUGGAGCAGUUUUGGCAACAUCAGGGAACUUCUCAGACUACCCUCCUACUCGGCACUAGGCAUCACACCCACUUCAACUCUUCAUGACAUUCACCGAAAUGGUGUCUGGCUAAUAUGGGCACCAAGAUCUGAUGUGCAGGUAGAAAUUCAUGCCCUCUUAACAACCAUCACUCUCAACACUGAUGAGGACAUGUAUGAAUGGUGUCCCAACGGCUCAGCUACCUUAGUCUUCUCCACCGGUGCGAUAUACUGA
Brassica oleracea var. oleracea is the source of this 1107-nucleotide messenger RNA. RefSeq lists its product as uncharacterized. NCBI's taxonomy places the organism in Eukaryota, Viridiplantae, Streptophyta, Magnoliopsida, Brassicales, Brassicaceae. The coding region runs from base 1 to 1107 and encodes 368 amino acids. The transcript has a single exon. The record is from RefSeq and is a predicted model, not a curated record.